GUGCUCUUAGCGAUCACCGAUCAUGCUAUGGACAACAUCCAUGCGCCAGCAGCGCAACGAGCGAGCGCAUUUGUAUUCCCGGAUUCGCUAGAGAGUCCGCCUCGCCCGACUUCUGCUGUUAGACGCAGCUCUCCUCUAGCUCGUACCAACUCUGUCACUCCUUCCAAUGGCCGUCGUCGAGUACAUUCCGUCAACCCCGUUCCGUCUGGCCCCAGCUCAGGGUAUCCUCGGCGAAGACCUAUAGCGACAAGUUUCGGGCACUCACAGAGGGAAGCGCCUAUAGAGGACUCCGCUAUUAGCCUGCUCUCCGAUGAAUACGACCUUUCCCAUCAAGGUAUCGCUGCUCACACGCAUCGAGGUUCCUCGGUUGACUUCCAUUGAAGAUGCCAAAAUACUUCAGGACGUCCAGCGCGCACUCAAACUCAAAGCCAGGCGGGAGGCCCGCUUGAAAUCAAAUCCAAACCCAGAAGUCGCUGCCGCAUCGUCAUCGGCUGCCACGUCGGCUGCUCGAACGUCACCGGUGAAGCAGGCCUUCCCCUCCGUGAUACCUCUCCCUACUAUCGAGUCAACGCCGCCAAACCGGGGCGGGAACAAAGUAACAAAUCACCCGCUUCCUUCUUCGUCAGAUGAAGGCACUACUUUGGAUUGGUCUGGUCUCGGUGGCGAGGAGGACAAGUCAGAACGACGGUGGACGAUGUCUAUUACAAAGAAACGCGACAGGGAAAAGCAGCCAUCGGACAUUACGGUCGAAACGCGUGAGACAAUGCAUGCAGCAAAGCUUGCUAAAUUCCGGAGUAGGAUGUCACCCAAAGCGCUGGAGAGGGCCGCCAAUGUGCGAGACCAGCUUGGACGGCGAUAUAACCUUGUGUUUAACGCCCAGUCGGCCGGUUCUCUGAAUCCCGCCCACGUGGUCCAGUGGUUCGCGAACCAGAAUAGCUCUAUUCGAGCUUCGCUCGAGCAAGCAGAGCCAUUGACGUGGCUUCGAGAUUACGACAAGUCCAAGAAACAGAAGCAAAGAUCGCCAUGGCAUAUAUCUGCGUUGAUUGCAGAGGAGUAUCUUCAGCAUCUUCGCGGGACUAUCCGAGCUCCCUUGAUUCCAAAUCACGUGGAGAUUCUUAACUCGUCGCCGAAUUUGUCGAUCUCGUCUCCCCAACCCUACCCAUCCCCUCAUGGCUCGUCGUACUUCGUUCUGGGACCUUCUUUAGGUCGAAAGCCUUCCAAGGAAGAAGAAAUUCCGCCAGCUCUGGAGCCCUCGAUUGAGUUCGGCCGCAAAUCCAUAGACCGUGAAUCUCGCAGAAGUGUGGAAUCGGGAUACAGUAGCCUGCUGUCGCUUCCUCGUGUGCUCGCUUCUCCUUCGAGUCCACAAUUCAGGCCAAGAGUCGAUAGCGACAGAUCUUCUUUGUCCGAACAUUCGGACGACGGCGCAAGGAGGAAAAAACACGUUCCUGCACCAUUAAACCGGGACAUUCUCUCCAGCACGACUAUCAAGUCAGGUUCACGAUCUCUAGAGCUACGGUCGAUUCUUUCCCCGAUCCCAGAUGAUCAAAGACCCGAGGAAAAUGAGCCAUCUUCUUCAGUUGAACGCCUCUCCACCGAUCUCCCUCCUACUGCCAUAAAUUCCCAUUUCUCUCAACCCAAAGUGCGGAUAUCGCUUCCUUCCAAAGAAGAACUACGAGUUCGACUUGAAGAAAAGCGACAGCACGAAGCCGACGAGGAAGCGUCUAAUAGAGAAUAUGAGCUCAAGCAGCGGUUAUUGGAGACAACGACCGCCCAGAAUACGAGGAUACGGCAACUGCUAAAUCAUAUCUCUGCUGGAGUUCGAGAAUACGACCAAAUCCAGACAUCGUUGUCGAAUUCUCUCCAACUCCCAUACAAGAAUCUUCCCCGCGAGCUGGUUGACGCUUUUAGUCACGAUCCUGCCGCUGUCACCGGAGCAACUCGGAAGUAUCAGGGCUGGCGGGCUGUGGACGACAUCCACCAUCGAGUUGUUCGCCAACGCGAAAUUUUUCGCGAUUAUCUCUCCAGUGUGUCGCCCACUCCCAUCAUUUCGGAGAGCGUGCUCGACAAUCCAAUCACUGCGUUGUCUGACACCCUCCAUGCGUUGGAAGCGGAACGGCGGGAUAUUGCAUGGAGGGCGACAGAGGUUUUCGAUAAACUGAGGCAGGUCCAGGUAGUCCACGCCGAUGUGAAAACCGCCUACAACGAUACCAUGUCGCAUACCUCCGUCAUUUACCCUGAGAUAUCGACCAUCGUCGCAUUGGAAGAAAGCUACAAGGACCAAUACCAAUAUUUCUGGGAUGUCGCCAUGGAUGUCUUGACAUUGUUUCUUGACACAGUUACCCCGUUUUGGCGGACAUAUGGCAAGACCAUCGGGGACGAUAUUCAGCACUUUCUCAUCAUUCCGCUGUACCGGAACGAGUUUACUGGGCAAACGAAACGCUACUCGAUCGACCGCUUUCCCCGUCGGUCGUUACGGCACUGGGUGGGCCUCUUGGUCUUCUUCGUGGGCUCCGUCGCUGGUUUGGUGCUCCAAACAAAAGGGGCGGUUACUUCGAUCUGCAAUUUUUGGCUGCUGUCUGUUCCCUACCCAUAUCUCAGACUCGUUAUGCUGGGCCCGUUCUGGAUAACCAUAAUCGUGCAAUGGUGGGCUGUCGUCGUAGAGCUGGCCAUCGUCCUGACGCAGUUUGCGAUUGUGGCGUGGUGGAUUGGCUGGUCGGUUAACAUAUUCACUUGA
Molecule: messenger RNA, 2734 nt
Organism: Mycena indigotica
Lineage: Eukaryota; Fungi; Basidiomycota; Agaricomycetes; Agaricales; Mycenaceae
Exons: 5
Coding region: 311-2734 (807 amino acids)
Source: RefSeq, a predicted model, not a curated record